Prorocentrum cordatum is the source of this 2624-nucleotide messenger RNA. The record is from the annotation of a GenBank genome assembly. NCBI's taxonomy places the organism in Eukaryota, Dinophyceae, Prorocentrales, Prorocentraceae.
AUGCAGCGGACCGGCGAUGCCCAGCCGUUCCUGGACGAGCUCACGGCCGAGGUCUCGGCCGCCCCGGCCUCGCGGGCGCCUCCGGCCCACGCUCACGAGCGCCGAGGCGGGCGCUGGCAGCUCGCGGCCGCCGCGCUGGCGGCCGCGGCCUGCGGCGCGUGCCUGGCCGCGGCCGCGGCGCCGCGGCCCCGCGGGCCCGCCGGCGGCCCCGUGGGCCUCGCGAGCGCGGAGGGCCCGCGCGCCGCGCCGGCCCUGAGGAGGGCCGCCGCGGGGCCGAGGGCGCCCGAGGAGCGGCCCCGCGGCCAGGGCCGCCGCGAGGAGGAGCUGGGCGCCGGGCGGCCGCUGUCGACGCAGGCGCCAGCGCGGCAGAUGUACGACUCGGUUCGCACAACCGCCCCGCCAAUUCGGGACAUCAAGAGGCUCGAGCAGAUCACCUUCCACCCAAAGUCGCGCAACGGCUUCAGCGGGGAGCCCGAGCUCGGAGGAGGCGAGGGCGAUGACUCUGCUGGAACGGCUGGCGACGUCGAGAGCGCGGCGGGGACCAGGGAGCAGACCGCAGAGGACCGCUCCGGCCUGCAGGUGUCCGACGGUGGCAAGCACGACGCGGAGUUGCCGGGCAAAGGGGCCGCCGCCAGGGGUGACCCGGAGGCCCCAGAAGGGACCUGCGAGCGGUACGGAUGCGACACGUUCGACGAGCGGAACCUAUGCCAGUGUAACGACGACUGCGUUGACUUCCGCACGUGCUGCCCAGACUACGCCGAUGUCUGUGCGGAGCCAGAGGAGAUGACCUCGGCCCCGCCGCUGGCGCGCAGUGAUGCUGCGCGGGCCAGCUGCAAGGCGUACGGCUGCGGCUCGUUCGAGGAGGACCGUGAGUGCCAGUGCAAUGACAAUUGUGAGAAGUUUCACAGCUGCUGCGAUGACUACUCGGACGAGUGUGGCGACUCGCCCCCAGGCCGCGGAGGUGGCCUUGACCACGGCGCCACGACUGCACCGGAGGCGGAUGGUGCGGGCCAGGACUGCACCGAGGGCUACGAGACCAGGCUGUUCUCGUGGACCGAGGAGAAGAAGAAGUGGUGCUGCCAGCACAAGAACAAGGGCUGCGAGGGCGCGCCGCAGGGCGAAGGAGGAGGAGGAGGAGGCCAUGGUGGCGGCGGGAACGGCGGAGGCGCCUCGUGCAAGCACUUCGGGUGCACCGAGGACUACGUUCGAGGCCAGGAAUGCCAGUGUAACGCGAAGUGCCAGGAGCACGACAGCUGUUGCGAGGACUACUCGGCCGCGUGCAGCGCUGCUGGCAGCCACACCGCAGGCGCCUCCAGGCCUGAGCCUGGGGGCACGGCAAGCUCUGCUGGCGCCGAGGGCUCCCGAGGAGGCGGCGCCAGCGUCAGCGGUGGGUUCUCCGGAGGUUCCUGCGCGACGUACGGCUGCGUGAGUUUCGCCGAGGACCACGCGUGCCAGUGCAACUCGGGCUGCGAGCAGUACGACUCCUGCUGCGCAGACUUCGCCGAUGUCUGCACUGCUGGCGCGCUCGGCCACAGCAGUGCCCACGCGCCCGCUGGCGGUGGCCCGAGCCACGGUAACGAUGGCCGCGGCGACGACGACUAUUUCUCGUCUGAAGCAGCGCCGGCACAGCAUUCCUCGGGUGCCACCGCCCAGCAGCACCACGUGACCGAGGCCGACUACGAGCAGACCCCCGCCGCCGAGACCGACUACUCGCGCCCGUCGGCGGGAGUGCCGGCCCCGCCGCCCGCGAACCCGCCGCAGCCCACCGAGCCGCCCUCGACGACGCAGGGGGCCCCGGCGCCCACGCCGGUGCCCACGCCCCCGCCGACGCCGCCGCCGCCCACCCCGGACCCCGACGCCGACCUCGCGCUGCGCUGAGCGGCCGAGGCCCUCCGGCCGUCCGGCCCGCGGCCGCUGCGGCCGCGGGCGGGUGGCCGCACUGGGCGCCCUUGGGGGGCAGCCGGGUGGACCCAGUCUGGGGAGCAGCAGCAGCAGGAGCACUGGCGCGCCUGGGCCCUGGCCCGGGAAACGAUUUUGAGUUGCCGUUGUCUCAACUCGCCCUGCACUGAGGCACCGGCGCCGCAGAAGAGCACGAGAGUCGGGAGGUCGAGGGCUCUAGGCCUGCGGUUUCAACUGUGAAUGCUACGCCUGCUGUCGGGUGCAUUGACUCCAGGUCUGCGGCCUGGGCAGGAUCGGAUCGGCUGUGGCGGCGCGCAAGGGGCGAGCCGGGCGAGAGGAGCCCCGUGUCUCGCAGGGCGUUUCGGAUGAGGUGGAUGAGGGUGGCGGCUGGCGCCACUCCGAGUGGCCCCGCCCUUCUGCGCUCUGUCAGGCUCAUGAGAAGCAGCACGCGUUGCGAAUAGGAGUAGAAGGCUAUUGCCUCACUCCCCCCUGUCCCAUCCCAUCCUCUGCUGAAUUGCUGUUCGAAUUCAGGCAAGCUGAAGCGGGCUUGCUGCACGCGUGCACCGCCACCUGCCCGCAAGGAGAAUCUCCCCCCUGUGGCACCUCCUCGGUUUGAAAGCUUCGCCGAAGGCCGAAGUCAAUUCUAAUCUGCCGCAGUACAAUCUGACCGUGGCGGCGGCCGUUUUGGGGGAGUGACAAUUCUCGGUCUCCUUUCGCUGUCCUCU